ACCUGAGGAGAUGGCUGGAGGAGGCAUAGACACAAGGGUUAGCCAUAGGGCUGCGUCGUAUGAAUAUAAGGUCACUCGCUACUUAAUUUUUAGCUGUAUCGUCGGUGCUGUUGGUGGUGCUCUUUUCGGCUAUGAUCUUGGUGUUUCAGGAGGAGUGACAUCAAUGGAUGAUUUCUUGGUUAAAUUUUUCCCACUUGUGUAUGAGAGAAAGCAUUCGCACCUAAAGGAAACAGAUUAUUGUAAAUAUGACAACCAGAUUCUGACGCUCUUCACGUCUUCUCUGUAUUUCGCCGCACUGGUGAUUACCUUCGCAGCCUCCCACCUCACCAGAAAGAAGGGAAGAAAAGCCAGCAUCAUCGUCGGAGCUCUCAGCUUUCUCGUCGGCGCUAUCAUCAAUGCAUCCGCCCAGAACAUCGCCAUGCUCAUCAUUGGCAGGAUUCUUCUCGGCGCCGGCAUCGGAUUUGGCAACCAAGCUGUUCCUCUGUACCUGUCGGAGAUGUCACCUGCGAAAAUCCGAGGAGCAGUGAACCAACUAUUUCAAUUCACGACAUGUGCCGGAAUCUUGGUGGCGAACCUUAUCAAUUACUUCACAGACAAAGUUCAUCCUCAUGGGUGGAGAAUCUCCCUGGGGCUUGCCGCAUUGCCAGCUAUUCUGAUGCUGAUCGGAGGCAUUGUGUGUCCGGAGACGCCCAACAGUCUGGUGGAACAGGGCAAGUUAGAAGAAGCGAGACGAGUGUUGAAGAGAGUGAGAGGAACAGACAACGUGGAAGCGGAGUUCCAAGACCUGAUCGAUGCCAGCAAGGAAGCACAAGCCGUGAAGGACCCCUUCCGCAACCUUUUGAAGAGAAAGUACAGGCCUCAGUUUGUGAUUGGAGCUCUGUGUAUCCCUGCUUUUCAGCAGCUCACCGGAAACAACUCGAUUCUCUUCUACGCUCCUGUCAUCUUCCAGACUCUGGGUUUUGGCUCUAGUUCCUCUCUAAUUUCAUCACUCGUCUCCAGUUCAGCGCUCAUCGUCGGCACUCUCGUCUCCAUGGCUUUGGUCGACAGAUUUGGAAGGAGAGGUUUCUUCAUUGAAGCUGGCUCUGAAAUGAUUGUCUACAUGGUGGCUGUGGCGGCGGUUUUGGCUAAAUAUUUUGGACAUGGAGAAGAGCUGUCAAUACCAAUAGCUGCAAUUCUGGUGGCUGCGAUAUUCUUGUUUGUAUUUGCGUACGGAAGAUCGUGGGGUCCGUUGGGUUGGCUGGUUCCGAGCGAGCUCUUUCCCUUAGAGAUAAGGUCGUCGGCGCAGAGUGUGGUGGUGUGCGUGAACAUGAUCUUCACGGCGUUGGUGGCACAGUUAUUUCUAGCAUCACUGUGCCAUCUGAAGUAUGGGAUCUUCUUGCUGUUUGCGUGCUUGAUAGUGAUUAUGUGCACUGUGGUGUAUUUCUUCUUGCCGGAGACGAAGAGGGUGCCGAUUGAAGAGAUAUAUCUAUUAUUUGAGAAUCACUGGUUCUGGAAGAAUUACGUGGGACAACGUCACCAGGAUACAUUAGCGGAGCCAGAGAAGCUGGGAGAGAGCAAGCCCGCUCAUGCCUAGGUUUCCAUUUCUCUGUUUUUGUUUUUUGUUUUUUUGUUUGGUUUUAGUAGGAAGUUACUAGACUUAGGUUAAAAACCGAGUAGUCUCCCGCCCCCGCCCCCCCUUUUUUCCCAAUUUGUGUAGUUUCAAUUUUUUUUCCAGCA
Molecule: messenger RNA, 1716 nt
Organism: Prosopis cineraria
Lineage: Eukaryota; Viridiplantae; Streptophyta; Magnoliopsida; Fabales; Fabaceae
Product: sugar transport protein 14-like
Exons: 4
Coding region: 11-1573 (520 amino acids)
Biological process (GO): monosaccharide transmembrane transport
Cellular component (GO): membrane
Molecular function (GO): monosaccharide transmembrane transporter activity
Source: RefSeq, a predicted model, not a curated record